Messenger RNA from Nelumbo nucifera (sacred lotus), 707 nucleotides. It is a transcript of the gene TDP, whose product is annotated as peroxiredoxin-2B. Gene Ontology annotation, biological process: cellular response to oxidative stress; hydrogen peroxide catabolic process; cell redox homeostasis. Gene Ontology annotation, cellular component: cytoplasm. Gene Ontology annotation, molecular function: thioredoxin peroxidase activity. Lineage: Eukaryota; Viridiplantae; Streptophyta; Magnoliopsida; Proteales; Nelumbonaceae. The record is from RefSeq and is marked validated.
GUGCUUAACUCCGCUCUCUCUCGUCUCCUCUUGUCUCGGAAGGAAGGUAAGGAGUAAAAAAGAGAGCAAUCAGCAUUCAGCAAUGGCUCCCAUCUCAGUUGGUGACGUGAUUCCGGACGGCACUCUUAGUUACUUCGACGAGAACGACGACCAACAAAAGGUCUCCAUUCACUCCCUCGCUGUCGGCAAAAAGGUCAUCUUGUUCGGCGUUCCCGGUGCUUUCACCCCAACCUGCAGCUUGAAGCAUGUUCCUGGCUUCAUUGAGAAAACAGAAGAGCUCAAGUCCAAAGGGGUCGAUGAAAUUUUGCUCAUUAGUGUGAAUGAUCCCUUUGUGAUGAAGGCAUGGGCGAAGACCUACCCUGACAACAAGCAUGUCAAGUUCCUAGCUGAUGGUUCAGCUACCUACACUCAUGCACUCGGUCUUGAGCUUGACCUUUCGGAGAAAGGGCUUGGUACCCGCUCUAGGAGGUUUGCUCUUCUGGUGGACGACCUCAAGGUGAAAGUUGCAAACAUUGAAUCAGGGGGAGAAUUCACCGUCUCCAGUGCUGAGGACAUCCUCAAGGCUCUCUGACUCCUACAUAUUCACAGUUGCCUUUGAGCUUUUGCUUUCUACUGUUAUGUGGGCCCUUGGCUUAUGCUUUUCUCGCACAAUAUCUUUGUGGCAGCACGAACUUGUGAUAAAGAAAUAAAUGACUUGUUUUGAAUUG